Messenger RNA from Plodia interpunctella (Indianmeal moth), 8422 nucleotides. It is a transcript of the gene Dopr1, whose product is annotated as dopamine receptor 1-like. The transcript is spliced from 8 exons. The coding region runs from base 362 to 1594 and encodes 410 amino acids. The record is from RefSeq and is a predicted model, not a curated record. Gene Ontology annotation, cellular component: plasma membrane. NCBI's taxonomy places the organism in Eukaryota, Metazoa, Arthropoda, Insecta, Lepidoptera, Pyralidae. Gene Ontology annotation, molecular function: G protein-coupled receptor activity. Gene Ontology annotation, biological process: G protein-coupled receptor signaling pathway.
GGCGCCGAUCGGAGCACCCACAGCAUCGGCGAACGAAACGCGCGUUCCAAAUUCGAAAAAUAAAAAAUUAAACAAAAACAACCAGUUACAAAACAAUUACGAAAAUAUUAAUAAUUUGGCGUAUUUUUUUUUUUCGUGGAUUUUGUAAUUUUGUGUGAAGUGGUUAAAGCAUAGUGUUGAAAGUUAACUUUUGCAUUCGAAAACUGAAGUUUUUUGAAAGUUUUCGAAGGGUCACGCUUUUUUUCAGAAAUGUGACCGCCCCUCACAAUGGCGGCGCUACACAUCGCCUGGUCUUCCCGGGAGACGUUCCUGUUGAAGGUGGACACUAAGACCUGAACCAUGACCAGACAAACAGACUAAAAUGGAGUUCGCCUCUAUAUUUCCUACAAAUGUGGCGCUAGAAGAGAAUGAGACGACGGUGGAGUUCGAAGAUGGAGAAGAGCCGGACGCGGUGACACUGCUCUCUAUACUGCUCGUCGGCAUAUUCCUAUCGCUCCUAAUAUUCCUGAGUGUGGCGGGCAACAUCCUAGUGUGCGUGGCGAUCUACACGGAUCGCGGUCUGCGACGGAUCGGCAACUUGUUCCUCGCGUCGCUCGCCAUCGCCGACAUGCUAGUUGCCGCUGCUGUAAUGACAUUCGCUGGUGUUAAUGACUUGCUUGGGUACUGGGUAUUCGGCGAGCAGUUCUGCGACACGUGGGUAGCCUGUGACGUCAUGUGCUCCACCGCGUCCAUCCUCAAUCUGUGCGCCAUUUCACUCGACAGAUACAUACAUAUCAAGGACCCUCUCAGAUACGGUCGCUGGGUGACACGGCGCGUGGCCAUCAUCACUAUAGCCAUGAUCUGGAUAUUAGCUGCCUUAGUCAGCUUCCUGCCCAUCUCUCUAGGGCUCCACAGACCUGACGAGGAAGCUCUAGCGACGCAGCGUCCCCCGCGGUACCCCACCUGCGCCCUGGUCCUGACCCCGACAUACGCCAUCGUGUCCAGCUGCAUAUCCUUCAUACUGCCGUGUAUUGUCAUGAUCAGUAUAUACUGCAGGCUCUACUGCUACGCGCAGAAGCACGUGAAAUCCAUUCGUGCCGUGACCCGGACCGUGCAGUUACCGGACAACCGGACCAAAUCCGUCCGGACCAGGGUGCACACACACGUGCACUCGUCCCCGUACCACGUGUCUGACCACAAAGCGGCCAUUACUGUCGGCAUCAUUAUGGGGGUGUUCCUCCUCUGCUGGGUGCCUUUCUUCUGUGUCAAUAUCGUGGCUGCUUUCUGCAAGACUUGCAUACCUGACCUAGCCUUCAAGAUCCUCACGUGGCUCGGCUACUCCAACUCGGCCUUCAACCCGAUCAUCUACUCUAUCUUCAACACAGAGUUCAGAGAGGCCUUCAAGAAGAUCCUCACAUCACGAUAUCCACCUUGCUGCGGUUACCAAACAGUCAGAGCCAAUACGCCGCCGACAAGAAACGACAACUUCGUCACAGAUUUUGGGACGAAGACUUUGGUUGUCCGAAGGAGCGGCUCCUUAGGGCUGUCAGGAGUAGAUCCUACUCCAAGAUCGUCCGCGGAGUCAGUAAGACCACUCAGGGACUAUCAAAUCUGACAAGAGGACGGGAGUAGUAACAAUGGGCUACUCAACAAAAGUGACGUAGUGUAAACCGGUUAGUAUUUAGGUUAUGUAUAUUACACUGACAACUGAAUGAUUAAUUGUAUGUUUGAAGUAGCUGUUUAAUGAGUGUUAAUUAAAAUAUUAUAAAGUAUUUUUCUACCUUUCGUUUCAUGUUAUAUGGCUCUCUAACUUAUAUAUUAUUACAAAAUCAGUUUUGAUUUUGCCGUCGAAAAAUUCUUGUUAUCUGUGUUUUAUAUUAUUUUUACUUUUUCUUUUCACCCAAAGGUUGGCUGUAAUGAAAAUGCAUUUAAAAUAAGUCCGCCUUUGCGAUUUUUUUUUUUAGAUUUAUGCUACAACUCAUGUAUUUUCUUUAAAUGAUGCGAUAAAUAGUUGUUCUAUCUAUAUAUUAUUUUAAACGAUGGUUUUUCGUAAUAAUUUUCUAUUGUCACUGAAAUUGUUUUCCGUAAAUUAUUAAAUUAGAAAAUUUUUACAAAUAUUAACCGAAAAGUUUCCGAAUUAAUAGGCUUUUUGAAAAUAAAUGUAGCAUAAAAGUGAUCAUUAAUCACUGAAUUACCUAUAUCUAUAUGUCAAAAAUUAUAUGUAAGAUGUGUACCCUAACACCUAUUCUCUCACUUUUCUGCAAUAUGUGCAAGUGAUUUCGGGAAAAGGGAUGGCAAUAUGUUACAGGAAACUGGGGAUAUGUGUUAUUUUAUUCCUGCCCAAUAAGGUCACCCGUCGGGUUCUUGUGAAGAUGAGAUAUCAGAUAUUACACGUGAUAUGUUGCUACUUUAACAACUACUAUAACAUCGCUCAUUUUUUAUUGAUCUCAUAUAAUUUAAGCAUGAUUUUAUUUGGAAACAGUGUUUCUCUCAUUAUUAUAUAUGAAAUAAUAUAAAAGGGGAAAACACUGCUCGCCACGACACAGGGAAUCCUAGUGUGGUGAACAGUGACACUGUUGCUUUGUAAUAAUGUAUAUUUUCAGUACGAAAUAGAUAUUUCUUAUUUUUAUAACCAAUAGUUAUAAAUUGAAAUUAUUUCUGAUUCUAUUUUUCAACAUCACUAUACGGGUACAGUCAAUGAUUCUAAUUUAAAUUAACCAUUAACCAGAUUUUCAACAUUAAACUAACAUGAAAGCUGCUCAACGGACCAUAUUGCGCUAUUAGGCAAUAUAAUUAUUUCGAGUAAAUAUACGCUCAUAUGUGCUACGCCUAAAAUAAUUGACUACAUUCUGUCUAUGAAAAGCAGAAAAUAAAUAAAGGCACUGUGACCUUUUUACUGGCAACACUGUUCUGCAACCAAUCUGGACCACUAGAUUUGGUAGAUUGGGUAAAAAAAUAAGUUAAAAUCUCUUUUCUACUAUUUAUAGGCAGACUAGUUGCGGUGUGGUACUUCGUCUGUCAUUGGUUUCAAACGGCUGCGGCUACCUCUGAAGCACCAGUUGGAAAUACAGCGGUCAUCGAUAAAUUGGGCUGUCAAUCGCAAAAUGCUCAAAUGUUAGCAGUUCACAGGUUGACGCGUUCGAAUUGAUUUUAGAACUUUUGACUCGGUACGUUUUUUUUUAAUAAACGUUAUUUACAAACGACAAUUUAAAGUUAAAUUUAAAUAUGGGAUAAAAAAACUGAGCUUUCCUGAAGUUUUCUACUCAUUAUUUAAAAAGCAUGUGUGACAUGCAUAAUUAUAACUUCUUUAUAUGCAAUAAAAUUUCGUGUCACAAUGUUAGUUGACAUACUACUCCGAAACGUCUUGACCGAUUUUUAUGAAAUUUUGUUUGUUACCCCCAACACAGAUUAUUUAUUCAUAAAUUAGGCCAGUUAAAAGAUUCUUGUCGUGGUUGAAAUUUAAAAUAGGAUAAUGACGGUGAUCGAAAUACACAAAAAUUACAAAUACAGCCCUCGGCUUUGCCUCAGAUCUCCUAAAUCCCGCCUCGUAAGUAUGUAAUGUAUGCCUUAUAUAGUACAUAAUAUGUAACCUUUCUAUCAUGUCUAAACGUUUAUCCUUAUUCCUUACAUAUUAUAGCAUAGUCCUCUGUCGCGUCUGUCUAUCUGUCUGUCUGUUCGCGAUAAACACAAAAACUAUUGCAUUGAUUUAGUCAUGCGGUUUUCACCAAUAAGAAAAAAGGAUUCCUGAGGAAGGUUUCAGUGUAUAGUUUAUUGUGUGUUUAUCCGAGUGAAGUAUUUGUGCAAUAAAGUAUUAAGUAAGUAUUCUUUGUAAUUACUUCAAAGUAUUGACUGUACCCAGUGUUACUAUUUCGUUAAAUAAUUGAGCUAAGUACAAGUUAUCUAGUCUGAGUUACCUGUUCCAAUUUCAUAUUAAGAUUCCUGUGAUACUUUUGUAAAUAUAUUUAGUGAUAAGUUGUGUAAAUAUAUUCAAAAAAUCACGUAUAUAUAUAUAUAUAUAUGCUCCAAACUGACUGCGUAAUUUACUCUAUAAUAUUCGUGUUAUUUCAUAUAAUUGAUAUACCUUAUCAAAAAAAGAGUGUAAAAUUCUGUGAGCAUAUUUUUCGUAUUUUUGCGCCCUUAUGCAUAUUUUUAUAAAUACGAGAAUUGUAAAAUUAUUAUCAAAAAAACAUAUACAGGUUCGCAUUCAGAAGUACAACUGAACAAUAAAAACCAAAGUACACAGAACAAUAUAAUAUCGCUUUUUUGUGUUGUUCACAAGUUAUUUGUUGUACAAUAUUGUCUCAUAUUUUAUUUAUUGCGGGCCUUUGAUCAGAAUACGUAAAGAGAAAUUAAUAUGACGAUCUGUAUCAAGAGAUCUCACAGACGUACACCAAACUUUGUUACGUCGAAUCAUUUGAUACAAUCAGUUCAUUCUGUUACAAAUAAAAGAAGGUAAGUCUGGGCAUUAUCAUCCUAACUAUUCUAAAUAAUUAUAAAUGCGUUUGUUUGUAUGUUACGUCUUCACGCUCUAUCAACCAAUCAGGAGAUUUUUUUUUCCUUUCUUCUAUCUUUUCCUUUAAUUCUUCCUAUAAAAAUGAAAUUCUCGCGGGCGAAGCUACGAGCCAUAGAUUAUUUCUAAUUAUUAUUUCUAAUUAUUUCUAUAAGGAAUUUGUAUAAUGUUUCUGUCGAUGAACACAUUUAUUAUUUUGAGUAUCCGCUAUCGAAGGGCGAGUGAGUUUAAUUAUUUCCGAGAAUUUGUAAUGGGUUGAUAAGAUAUUCAGACUACUGUACCCUUGAAGAUGUUGGUGGGUUCAACAAGUUUCUGCACAGAACCAAUAUUAUUAGAUUCCAUGUUCGAGAUAUCGGUCAAAUAGUUUCAACGAAAAUACUAUUCCUAAUUAUAUCUAUCUUUUGAAUUACCUAUGUGUGAUGGUAUACUGUACCUCCCUAGUUGGAUUAAUAAAAUAAUGUUUUUUAAUUAACCUUUUUUAUUAUUUAUUCUCGGAUUUCGGAUUCGACGUCAAUUUCGCAAAAUGUUUUCUCAAAUAAUACUAAUACAUUGGGGCCAGUAAUUAUGGAUACAAACAUUUUGGUAUGUAUUAGAAUCUCAAUAUAGUGUGUAUGUGUAAAAAUUUAAUAUCAUUCUGCGAAAGUGGCAUUGUUUGAAAAUUACUUUUUGCGAAAGUGACAAGAUUAUAUCAAGAUGACAUUAUGCGUAUACCUUUGCGUUGUUUUGUUCUUCUGAACCGGCAGAGGCGUGGUUUCCCAUCGCUCUAAAAAGUCGUUUUUUUUUUAUUUAUUAAUAUUGCUUAUCUAAGUAGAAAAAAUAUAUAUGCAAAGGAAUAUAAAAUAAUAAGAAAAUAUUAUAACAAUUAACACUUAAAGAAACUUGGAGUACCUAUUAAAGUUAAAUUAAAGAGUAUUAAAAUUAAAUACUUAUAUUAUAACUCUGUUCCUCUCACUUCCUGGUAGAAAGCACUCAGUGUUAAACAUUGUAAUCGAAUUAUAUAAUUUAACAUAUGGGGAAAAGCGCUAAUGAACUUUAUUAAUUAAAUAAAUUGUAUAAAUUAUAUUAUCAUAGUAAUAACAUGUCAGUAUUGCAAAUAUCGUAGGACAUAUCAAGUCAUUCCAAAUGAAUUUAUAACUAUAUAACUAUUGUAAAUAAAAUAUUAUGAAUGUUACAAUAAUUUAUUUUAAAAAAUAUUCGCUGUAAACUAAUAUUGUAAAAAAUGUUUGUGAAUCAAAUAUAUGUAAUUUUUAUGGAGACCCUUUUGAAAAUAUCAUAGAAUUGUGUGUUUUAUUAUCUAUAAAGAAAACGCAAUAAAUUUCUGGAAGCUGUGUAUAGAUAGUUUUAAACAUAAUAUAUUUAAGUCGUAAUAGAUAAUAUAAGAUAGUAAAAUUUUGGAUUGAACCAAAAAUAAUCUAAAAGAAUUUCGCAAAUUGCCUAGCCGUCUCGAGCGGGCGAUAUAAUAGGAUUAUGAUAUUGUAGAUUAAGAAGAAUACCAUAAAAACAACCAAAUUAUAAAAAUGAUUUCUAUCUAUUAAUUAAGCGUUUUUUUUUUAUAAAAUUAAAUAUGUGUCAGUUUAUUAUUAAUUAAAUGUUAUAAUUAUCUAUGACAAUUUAAGUACAGAAUAUAUAUAACAAAAAAAAAUAAAUUUAAUAAUUAUGGAAAAGCGAUUUAAUUUCAAUAUAUUUUCAUCAAAAUAAGUACAAGUUUUCGUGAUAUCUUCGAAAUUAUUUUUUCCUUAAACAAUUUCAUUUUAUUUUCGAACUAGAAACAUAAUGGCAAAUGUGUUUCGAAUGAAUUUUGACAUUUAUAUUGUUCUCUUAUUCUGCCAGUCGUGUAAUAUGAUGCCAAUUGCUUGCUUGACAUCCAGUCCUUUCUUCUUGCUUCCGGGCUAUAUUACGGGCGAAAACAGGUCUCUUACAAAAAACCCACUUUCAAUUCGGUUUAAAUCAAGAUAUUGUGAGAUUUAACCAAAUAGUUUUUAAUAAUUAAGCAGAAAACCACUUAGCCUUUUAGCUUACUUGUUUGUAAUUGAGUGUGUUAUUGCUGUAAUAACACUGGUGUCAAAUUUUACCCGGAUAGCUUAAAAAUAUACGUAUAUAUUUUACGACUGCCUACCGCCAUUUAGCCAUUUCAGUAAAUAGUAGGUUAGUACCUCCUAUUUAUUGACUACUUUACUGAAAUUAUGAUUUUUUAAAUAGCUACAAUGUGUCCCACUACUGGGUAUAAUCCUGGGAGGAUUAUAGCUCAAUAAUUAAUUCAGUUAAAAUUUGUUAUAUAUCUCGGGUUAAAAUUGUGACAGAAACAGGAAAAUUUACAAAGAGCCUUUGAAGCCCGGGAGCUUUCCCGCCUCGGCUCGGAUCACGUUCAGUCUGCGUUCAGGAACUAUUAUUUUAUUACGUGCUCCUGUGCUAUUCACAUUCCAGCUGACUCAUUGUGGCAAAAGUCAAUUUUCUUCAAUAAUUCAGUCGGAGGUCAAAAGAUUUCAUGGAAUUAGCAGGAAAUGGCCAUUUAGCAGCUAAAGUAUUGUGUAAUAUUAUAUUUGUCACAAAUUUAGGUGUUACUAAUUAAUAAUUUCAUAAAUUCACAAGUCUGUCUGCGAGCACGGCGUCUGCCACGUAAUCACGACACGUUAGCUAAAACACGAAAGAAAAGAUUCAAAAUGCCGUUAUUAUAGUUAGUGUAAAGAUAAUCAUUUUUUCGUGAUAUCCACCAGAUUUUUGAAUAAAUUUAUUUUAGUUGUUAAAACCUUGGUCAUGAGGAUCUCAGUCUUUGAACCCAUUUUAACAUGUUGAAAGGGCUCUGUCUUCAUUUUUAAACUCACGUGCAGUAUUGCAGUCAAGACUCAAUAUUUAAAACAUAACGUAAUCGUUUCGUUUUUGUUAUAAAUUACGCGUAGCACCGAAUGAAUCUAUUUGGCAUUGUCCUCGAUUAGAAAAAUAUAUGUUGCAAAUAAUAUUAAUUGCCUAUCUAAAAUCGAAUUAUUGCAUUAUAUCUGUUCAUAUCAAUAGAAUAGGUGUACCAUUAAUUGAUAUCAGUAGUCAUAUUCACAAUCACAUAGGAAUUAUGUAUAAUGAUAAUAUUAAAAAUACAAUAUAUAAUAUCAGUAAUAUCUAAAAAGUUAUUGUAAAUACGAGUGUAUUGUGUUGCCAUCUUUAUAAAAGCGCUUGUUUUCAGAAACAUGAUAUAAGUUAAUUUACUGGUUAAAAAUAGACGUUAUUUUAUAAAGUACAAGGCUCAAUUUUCCGUGGCUUAUGAAGCCGUUAAAAAAUAAUUCAGAAUUUUUACGAAUUUUUCAUUGUUACAUUUUAAAUGAAUAUACUCGAUUUUAUUUUAGUAAAUAUUGUCAAGAGAAAAUGAAUUUAUUUUGUAUUAAUGUAAUGCAAUGCUGUUUUUUAUUUUUCUCGUUGUUAAAUUACGAUUGCUUUAAAAAUAAUUUAAAAUGUGUAACAUCUCUCCAUUCGCAUGUCUAUAUAGAAGGUAUUUUUGUAGCCCGUCGCACCAGACAUUAAAAAAAGGGGAAAAAAAACAGCAAUUACAAUUCUGUCUAUAUCUUAAAACCCCGACUACAGAAGAAGGAUAAUUAUAAAUUUAAAGUCUGUCUAUCUGUAUAUCGAUCCGUGGCAUCAUAGAAGAUGAACCGAAUUUGAUCUAGAUUUUUUAUAUGAAAAAAAAUUUAAUCGAUAGUUUUUUCAGUAAUGUUGAUCUUCAGCUUUGGUAGAGAUGUUACACUUCAUACAUUAUAUUUUUGAUGUUUUGUUUAUAUCAUACAUAAAUUAAUAAAAGCAAUGUUAGUACCAGUGGAUGUUGUAAAUAGUAUUUUCUAUCAAUCUUAAUGUUUCAUAUGUGGCUUCGUUGAUAACAGAAAGUGACGCCAAAGCUGGUAUUUGGUUUAUUUAAGAGAUUUCUAGUCGAAAAUAAACUACGUUAAAAUA